AUGACUACGAUCCGGCCAUACCCGCCCCAGCUGCAAUCGCAACCGCAGCCAUUCGACUAUAUCUCCUCCGGCGGGCCCUACAAUUCCCUACCAGCGUCACCACGGUCAUCGCAGCGCGGCGGCCUUGCGACACAUGAGUACCUAGCACCGGAGCAACAACUACCUCAGCAUUAUGCACAUCCACUUCAAAGAAACAAUUCCUAUCCUGCGCAGGGGACGAAUGAUGGACAAAUUAGCUCAAAGCAAACGGAAAACAUGCUGCGCCGGAAGACGCCAAAUGGUAUACUGACCGCUGCGUACGAUGGUACCUCUGUUGAGCAAACUGACAAGCCUCACGCCAUGAAACACAUUCUGCUACCCAUUACGUCCGCCGGGGCACUGAACGUGGCCCCAUCGUUCCAUGGCGUCAGGCAGGAGCUUCCUCUGAGAACACCAAGCUUUAGCCGUGAUAUGUACACUUUUGGCAACCAGCAGAGCGCAAUUUCUGCAUGGAACUCCGGUGUGCAACCGGGGUUGGAUGCUGCUGGCAGCAAGUGGACGAACCCACAACAAUUCCUGCCGCAGAUCGACUCUAUGUUGAAUCAGGUUCCGACUCAGCCUCCGCUGGUACCGUAUGCACAAUAUGGCUCUUACUUCUGUGGCAACAUGCAAUACCCUAUGCAGAGCCAGUUUGCGCCAACGGUAUCGAAUGAGCAAGGUCCAUAUGGGCCGUACUGGCCGAAUGGUACCUUUGUGCCUUACCGCCCGGCGGCUCUACGCGACCCUCGGUUUCAGCACAUGGCUACCAACUGGACUGCGAAUCAGCUCAAUCCUUAUUUCAGUCGGGCAACAGAAAAUUGGCAGCAGCCCGCUGACUUAGCGGUGAAUCCUAACGCGGUGCGAAGAGCUCAUACCCACUACCAGGCGCGGAAGCCUCUACCGCCAGCAAUGGGAUACAAUGCUAUUCCAUCUCAUCAAGAUUAUCCGGCCUCGUUAAGCGUUCAAAGCAUUGACCAACAUCGACAUCUCGACCAACAGUAUACUCCCACGGACCGGAGGCUGGCAAGUCAAGUAGCUAGCCAGUCAUAUGUGCAAGGUUUGCCUCGUCCCAUUGGAGAUCAUUAUUCAUCGGUCCAUUCGUCGGGCCAAACUACGCCGCGUGGCUUUGAGACGCCGCCAGCUGUGACGUCCCUAGCGGAAUUCGGUCCUCAGAGUAGCAAUGCUCAGCUGAGGGAACGAGUUUUUGACUGGGCGCAUUCCAUUUAUGUCGAGCUCCUGACAUAUUUGCAUCAGACCAGAAGGGCUGCUCUGAACACCAGACAUCCCGGUAACCAGCAAAGCUCAAAUCGACCAAAUAUUUAUCCUAAGCCACCCCGUCAGCCAAACUCGAGCUUCACGUUCCCACCCACUGCGCGGACGCGAUCCACCAAUGAUGCACAACUUUCACAUUCGGCAAUGCAACAAGACGACAUUAGCCCUUCACAGGUCACCAACCAGGCUGUGGCACUCCAGAGACCGGGCCAACUUCACAACAGAUCACAUUCACUGUGGUCUAGUGGUAAUAACGAGCACACUCGUCCAGAGGCUCAGCGACGUCUUUCCUGGCAACAGGGGCUGUCCGGUGUCACGCCGCUACAGCCAUCCGCACAACCACCUCGAACGCUACGGCGAACUUCCGGUCUCUCCGUUUCAGCUACAUACCCACCGAUCAACCAGGAGAUCAGCGUUACCGCUAAGGCCGCCUCUGCUCUGGAGACUCUGACGAAUAUGGUGCAGGACAGUGCGUGGAACUGGGUGGAUGGUAUGUUAGUGGGCGGAUGUUUGGCGUAUGCUCUUGGCGAGUAUCAGAAGGCCUUAGCUUGGUACUCAAAGAUCCUCGAUAUUGACCCGGACCAUGCCGAGGCGAUCUCAAAUCUUGCCGCUACUCUUCUCGCCCUCAAUCGUCGCUCUGAAGCAGAGCGAUAUUGGCUUCGCGCAAUCAAGCUACGCCCCAGCUACUUUGAGGCUGUGGAGCACCUGAUCGGUCUACUAUGUAGCGAUCAAAGAGGCAAAGAUGCAGUCAACAUCAUCGACUUUGUAGAGCGCUCAUUGCGAUAUACCCCAAAGCGUGAUUCUGUCAGAAGUGCGGAUGGACAGAGCGAACGCUCGGCCUCCGAUGGUAGAUCGCCAAGUUUAUCGGACGCCUCUGACAAGGCUUUCUUCGACUUUGACAGUGAUAUGGACGGUUAUCUCGGCGAGACGCGCCAGCUACCUGGUUCGACCCAAGAGGGCUUCGGUUCGAGUGGAUAUGCUAUUCCCGGGUCCGAGAACGGACGGAUACUAGCUCUUGUGCAUGCGAAAGGCAAUAUGCUUUACGCGCUGGGAGACAAUGUCGGAGCAGCGAAGGCUUUCGAAAGCGCCGUCCUAAUUGGCGCUGGGCGACAUAUUCAAGGGAUUGGCGGUCUGAUCAACCAUAUUCUGACCGUCGUGGGACAAGACACUUCAGAAAGACUCGUCACUGGCCAGAAAUUUCAAGGGUCAAGCGAUCCGAUACUUCUACCUCCAGACAAAGCGCUGCUGACUGCGCGUCUGUGCUUUCCGAACCAUGGCGAGCUUCCAGGCCUUCGAUACGUGUCUGCGGAGGGUAUGGCUCUGAAGGCCGCCGUAUCAACCACCAGCAACUCUCUGCUUUCAUUGGCCAAGAUUUUCCAGGACGGCAUGGUAUCGAACUCGCCAAAAUCAGCUUCAUAUCAGACUACGUACGGCGUCCGUGAAAUUCUGGCGUUGUACUACCUUUCAUUGUCGCUGCAGCCGAGCCCUUCCACUGCCAACAAUGUCGGCAUUCUCCUUGCAAGCGUGCAGUCGUCGCAACAGCCAAAGCAGAAUACCCUACCGGCCAGGGACUCACCCAUUAUACCUGGCAUCGCUCCUGGUAGUGGCAUCGCGCUCGCAUUAGCAUAUUACAACUAUGGCCUCCUUCUGGACUCGAGGCACGCGCAUCUGUUCACCAAUCUGGGCAGCUUACUCAAAGAUAUCGGGCAACUGUCAGCAGCGAUUAAGAUGUACGAGCAAGCGGUAGCAUGUGAUGGCAACUUCGACAUCGCUUUGGCCAACCUUGCGAAUGCCGUAAAGGACCAAGGACGGAUCAGCGAUGCUAUCACAUACUACAAGCGCGCCGUCAAGGCGAGUCCCGACUUUGCCGAGGCUGUAUGCGGCCUGGCUAACGCACUCAACUCGGUCUGCGCCUGGGCUGGAAGAGGUGGGGUUGCUGCCGAUGGGGGUAAGCGCGACCGCUGGCAUGUCGACGAGAAUGGCAUGCUGCUGGACGCCAAGCUUCCCGGAGCUUCGAGCUCAGGCUGGAUCAAGCGCGUGGUUGAUCUCGUUGAGAAGCAGCUCGCUGAUGGCGAGGAGUGGGGUCGUGGCAGUCUUGACAACACAUUCUUGCGCGGUAUAAUCCGGCAUCUCUCUGUAGAUGUCUCCGACUCGCACAGCAUUACGGAGAAAGAGGAGAGCAUGAGAAGGACAUUGGCAUCAUGGUCCAAUCAAAAGUGGGAAGGAGCCCGUCUAGUCCGUCUCGCCGAGCGUGCAAUUCGCCGUCUAGGCUGGCAAUGGUACCAAGAUAGAUACGUCGUCAGAGUCCAGCGCCCUUCAGCAGUCUAUGCUCGGCCCCGUCUUCCCUCCGCUCUUCCAGUACCGGCCGCGCCCACUGUACUCCCUUUCCAUACCUUCACUUGUCCUAUGUCCGCGAAGCAAAUCAGACUUAUCUCACAACGGAACGCACUCCGCAUCUCCACCUCGGCGCUAAAGGCACCUUGGCUUCCUCCGACGGUCUACCCGCCGCCACCACCACCGAACCCCUACCUUAAAGUCGGCUACGUUUCAUCGGACUUCAACAACCACCCCCUCGCACACCUAAUGCAAUCAGUCUUCGGACUACAUGACACUAAAAAGGUGAAGGCUUACUGCUACGCCACGACCGCCAGCGACAACUCCGUGCACCGCCAGCAGAUCGAGAGGGAGGCGCCAGUGUUCUACGACGCUUCCUCCUGGCCAGCUGAGAAGCUAGUAGGCCAGAUCGUCAGAGAUGGUAUCCACAUUCUCGUCAACCUCAAUGGCUACACCCGUGGCGCGCGCAACGAAGUCUUCGCCGCCCGUCCAGCGCCCAUCCACAUGUCUUUCAUGGGCUUCGCAGGCACUCUAGGCGCCGAGUGGUGCGACUACCUUCUUGCGGACGAAACGGCAAUCCCACUCGAUACGCUUCGGCCGUGGAGGCGAAAUGUCGAUCUCGAGGAUCAGCUGGUGGAUGAUAACAGUGGCGGCGAGCAGGAAGAUUGGAUCUACGGGGAGAACAUCAUCUUCUGCCGAGACACGUUUUUCUGCUGCGAUCACCGUCAGAGCGCACCGGAUGCUGAAGACGAGCGGUUGGAUUGGGAGGGCGAGAUGAAGCGCAGAUACGAAAUGCGGAAGGAGCUUUUUCCGCAACUGAAGGAGGGGACGAUCAUCCUCGGGAACUUCAACCAGCUGUACAAGAUCGACCCCACAACCUUCCGCACCUGGCUCCGCAUCCUCUCGCGCCUCCCCAACGCCAUCCUCUGGCUCCUCCGCUUCCCGGACCUCGGCGAAUCCGAGCUGCUCUCCACCGCACGCGCCUGGGCGGGCCGAGACGUCGCCUCACGCAUCCUGUUCACCGACGUCGCCCCCAAACACCAGCACAUCUCGCGCGCCGCCAUCUGCGACCUCUUCCUCGACACCCCGGAAUGCAACGCCCACACCACUGCCGCGGAUGUCCUGUGGAGCGGCACCCCGCUGCUGACACGGCCGCGGUAUAGCUACAAGAUGUGUAGCCGCAUGGCGGCGAGUAUCCUUAAGGGCGCCUUACCGAGGGGUGUUGAGGGGGAGAGGGCGGCGAGGGAGUUGGUGGCGGAGAGCGAGGAGGAGUAUGAGGAGUGUGCUGUUAGGCUCGCCGGCGGGUGCUGGUAUGAGGGCUAUAGGGUCCGCGGCAGGCUGAGCGAGCUGAGGAAAAUGCUUUGGGAGGGCCGGUGGAGCAGUGCGUUGUUUGAUACAAGGAGGUGGGUGAGGGAUCUUGAGGAGGCGUAUGGGAUUGCGUGGGAGAGGUGGGUUAGGGGUGAGGGCGGUGAUAUCUGGUUGGAGGGGAGUGGGAGCGGGUAG
This is a messenger RNA of Coniosporium apollinis CBS 100218, 5127 nucleotides long. RefSeq lists its product as uncharacterized. The record is from RefSeq and is a predicted model, not a curated record. The coding region runs from base 1 to 5127 and encodes 1708 amino acids. Gene Ontology annotation, molecular function: protein binding; glycosyltransferase activity. NCBI's taxonomy places the organism in Eukaryota, Fungi, Ascomycota, Dothideomycetes. Gene Ontology annotation, biological process: protein O-linked glycosylation. The transcript is spliced from 3 exons.